AGCCUGACGUAUUUCAAUUGUUGCAGAAGUCCAUCCUCUUUCUUCGAAUUCUGCCUGCGCAAUGACCUGUUGAGAGUGAUAUUAACAACUCCACAUUGCCGCUUUCUUUGCCGUGGUAGAGGUAGUUAAUAAUAUUCUGUUGCUCACUUGUCUUUUUCGUCUCGUCAUUUUUCUUUUAUCGGUUUUCAACCGAGCAGACAAACCGGCAAACUUCAGCAAUCAUGGCGGCCAAGGACAACAUGAUUCUUUUCGAGCUGCGGCUCGAGGAGCUGCUGAAGAGCUACACCUUCGAUAUGACCGUGCGGGACCAGAUGGAAAUGGGCCAGCGGAAGAUCUUUGCCGAGGCCGAAACUGUAACAAACGCAAAAGUUGUGUUGCACGACCGUCUGCAAAACAGUUUUGCCAAAACUCAGCCUUGCAUGAAAUUAAAACGUACAUAGUUAGAAGUACUUUAGCGUCUUCAGGCGGCGCAUCAGGAUCUUCUCACUCAGAUUACCAUGUUGGUACAGAGAGUCCUCGUCCGGCACGGACAAGCUCACUUCUCGACACGUGGGCACUACUUUGCGAUUUGAUCACGUUUGUGGAGUAGCCUGCUAGACAAAAGCGAUCUCGAAGCGGAGACUUUGCUUUCCAUUGCGGAAAUCGACCCAAAGGCGCAUGCCGCGUCUGGUACAGCAGUGCCAGUGGAUGUUGAGUCGAGACCUGCGUCCAGCACUGUAAUUUCGGAGCACCAGCGCCGCCUGUUCUUUCCGCGCCCAUCCGACAUGAAGUUCUACGCGAAGGCGCUUCGGAAAAAGACUGGUAAUUCAUACAUAGAAUGGUACUAGUAAAUCAUGGCGCUUUAUUUUGCUUGGUAGUCAGAUUUCACGAUCGCUGUCGCCGCUUAUAUGCGCAUGAUUCUGGAAAUUUCUCAAAAAAAAUAAAAAACCGAGCGAAAAACACCAAAUACAGCUUCGGGCCAGCCCGCGCAUGUCUGGCGGUUAAAGCUCCUCACCGUGUUUUAUUCCAUUCACCAUGGAACCAAAGAAUUGCUGCAAAGUUUUGUCGAGUCCCGCGGUCUUCUUCCGAUCGUGGAAUUUAUGGGCUACACCAAGAACCGCCAUGUCCAAAGCCAGGCCGUUGAAAUUUUCCAGCACGCGCUGACGCUACCGACGUUUGCUAGCGUUGCGCUCGAGCUACAGCAAAUCCAGACCUUGGAAUUUUCCGAGCGAAAACAGAAGGGUGCGGAAGGAGACACAGAGGGACGGGGGGAUGAAAACGAACUUGAACCAAUCACGCAGGCAAAAGGGCGCGGUGUUCUCCUGAACCAUCCCUGGUGGCCCUUAGUGCAGGAGUUUCUGUUCUCUGGCCAACCAGAACACUCCAACUUCUUUCACCACAUGCACGAAAUGCUACUGGAUACGCAGGAUGUUUUCCCCCACUCGCGAGUCACCGCGUGCAAACUAUUGGGUCUCGUGCUCCAGGUAUAGCAGUUGUUCCAUACUCCGAGUAUGAUACUCGAGCAUGAUCAUUCUUGAAUUUUUCCUCGAGACUGAAAUCCUCAACAAAUAAAGGAGCAAGAAAAAACUAUUGCAGGCAUUCCUUCUUGUUUCUUUUUCUCUGUGCAAAAAUCCCCAAUAAUGUCCCCCGGGGGAGAUGCCGGGUAACCAAGGUCCACUGGAUUUCUCUUCAUGCAUUACGUUCGACACAAAGUAAAAAAGAGAAAUGCCCAAUCCAGGAUAUUUUGAUCUCACCCGAGAUCAACUUGCCCCGUCCGAGCCUAACGCAACUACCUACCCAGGAGUUGAGGACAGGGGAUUUUAGCUUCUAGUUGUUGUGUCGGAACAUUCUGAGAAAAGUCCCAUAGGCCGCGACUUGCAUCACAUCCCUUUGGGGAUCCUGUACUACUUUUCUCUCGAAUUCUAAGCAUUUUCUUUGUAAGAUUGCGGCAAUUGGCCACCUGUAUUUACCCUAGGUGGCAGGACACUCGGCCCCCAGAUACCACCUGCACCCCUGCGGGCCGAUCCCUUGGCUUUUUGUCUUCGAAUAGUUACUGCGACUGCGGCUUUUUGUUUGCAUUCCUUUCGCUGCCACCUAGAGACCCAUACCCCUGCUGUACCCCCCCGCCCGUUUUCGCACUGAAGAGCCCACCGGGCCUCUCGUGCUUGGUCGAACAAGAACACAACUACAAGGGCAGGCGUGGGGCCCCUCUUAACAGAACGAAACGGCACACCACUACCCGCAGUUUAAAACUAGAGGCCGAGGCUUUACGGGUUCCCGCGCUGUCUUUUGCAUCUGGGCCCCUCGUGGUCACGUCUCCGCGCCACCCCUUGCCUCUUUCCGUAGUCGUGUAUGUCGCUUCUUUGCUUGUCUGAGCCUCAGGACACCCUGCCACCUCUGCGCUCACGUAGUGAGUGCAAGCUGGCGCGCCGCCAUGUGCAUGCGACUGGAAUAGUGUGGUGAAGUCUUAAACCCCCCCGCCUGCUCUGCGUAUGAGUUUUGUUCAUUUUCAUUCUUUUUUAUAUAGAAUAGAACGGGCCGCGCGUGCCAACACGCACAUAGCUUAGUUGCCGCCCAUGCCCCCGAGUUUUAAAGUUUUUAGCCUGUUGCCCCUCCUCACUUCCGAAAGUACCCAACGGAGAAUCCCCUUCCCCUAUAUUCUUCUGUGUUCUGUUCGAUCGCCCCACAGGUGUUUUUCCGUGCCUGCGCCCGGUGUCUUCCCAUCCGGUAGCCCCGAGGCUCUACCCCUGUGGCGCAUCGCCGCUUGGCCACGAAUUACGAUCAGCAACGGAAGGCAAAGAUCGUAGCUCGUGGCCUAUUUUUGGCUUCUCCUUUGGUUGUUUUCCUCUUCCCGACCCGACUGCUGUGCUGUUACUUAUGUUAUGUCGACACGACACGCGAUCUCGCCCCCCGCCGAUUUUGCAUGAUGGCGUCUGCAGUGGCAGACGAAGGCGCAGAAGUAUUUUUUUUGCUGCCGCCUCACUCCGUUAAGCAUUUGCCCGAGCGGGGCCGUGUUUCUCGGCGCCCAAAAAAUCUUGUCGGGCCCUUCACUGACAAGGUUUUCGCACUGCGUAGCAAAAGAUCAGCUGCAGGCGCGCGGGGCUUGUUUUCCCUUCAUUUUGUUUUUCUUUUUCGGACCGCCAGAUAGUUCCCCUUUACUAUCAACGAGCCCGCUCGUUUUUGCAUAUCUAUGUGCCGCUCGUGUGUGGGGGGUUGUGAACUCGCUGUCGUUUUUGCAUUGCCCAACUGAUGCCCCCCCCUUCUUGCUUCCCGCAGAGACCUUGUGUGCCGAAAAAUGGCGGGCGAAGCCUUGCUUCCCGUUUCCCUUAUCCGUUGUGCCGCCCCGGCUUUCUUCGGUUCGGUGUUACUGCUUGGCAAAGUUUGGCACAGCAGUCGCGUCUGAUCCUCUUGCAUGCCGAGACUGCUUGUUCGCGCCUUUGGCGUUCUUUGAGGCUCGUACACGGGAAAACUGUUUGCAUGAAUGAAGCCUGCUCUACCCUUGUACCCCCUUCAGUUUAUUCCAUCAACAUUGUCCCCAAGAUUUUGCGGGUUGGCAUAAUCUGUCGGGUAUUUAGUUUGCUUGGUCAUGAUUUAACGCCUUUUCCCUCCCCCGUCGGGGGGGGAAGGAAAGGGAACUCCCCCCCCCCCCCCAAGGAAAGGGAACUCUCCCCCCCUUCCGAUCCUGACGGAUCAAAAAGGAUCCGUUUUUUUCUCGGAUUCUUAAUACGAUGUAGGAACCGCCGGAUAGGGAACCACCCGCCAUAAUGGAUCUUCCCACUUGCCUAGCGGCCACCCGCGUUCCCGGCCCCGGAGCAUCGGAAGCACUUUCACGGACCUUUGUUUUUUACCCAUACAUUGGUCCGUGAAUGAGAGUCGCCUUGAGAUUCCCUACCCCGUCACUUGAUCCUAUUGACUCUAGUACCCCGGAUCGGUCGUAUUGGCUCGUCAACUGGAUCAACUACAGUGCAGAUGGUACAGCUCUCUUUCGGACAUUCACGCUUCAUUGGUUCUUGUCUUAAAUUCCCACCCAACGUCGUCCUCCCCAGGAAUGACUCGGACUUUGCACACUUUCACUUUCACUUUCACCAUCCCCAAUAAUGUAGCAGAAAAGCAAAAGCAUGAUCAUGUACACGUUUUUUAUGAGUUGUAUCAACAAAAAACUGGAGGUUAUCUGCCAGCCACUUUUGAGGCGAAGCAAAACUAUGCUGUCCUCCUCCAGCUCUGCGAGUAGAGUCGUCCGGAUCCCCAGCGAGUUGUACGGGCGGAUUCUGGCCCUGCACGAAAGCGGCGAAUUGCCCCCAGACGACAUGGAGGUUGUGCUGGAAUUAUUGAAUUUUUUGAACGACUAUGAUUUUGACGCCGAGCGGGCAGCUGCGGCGCGUGAGGAUGCCGAAGACGUGGCAGCGCUGCAACGUAUUUACGGCAAGAAGACAUGCACGUCGGUAGAAAAGGGUGCUGAUGGGGGCCUGCAGAAAGCGACUUACGGACCCCCUUUAGCAGCAUCUGCGGCAACAUCGUCCCCUGCCUCUGGCGCGGCUGCCACCGAGGAUUUCAUUAGCAGUCAACUCGACCUGGUAGACGCGGAUGUUGGCGUAUCAAAGAAUAAAACUGGUGCUUCUUCGGCGGAAACUGGCGCACACAACGGCUCAGGAGCAAUGCCCGCCGUAGCUGAUGUUGAACUUGCAAGCGGGGAAAGCCCUUCAUCUGUUGCACAACGCAAGGACAGUAUGGAACAGAGUAAAAGAAAAUAACCGCGUGUCGUCUACGUCGUAUGACAUUCGUCUUCGUGUUAGCGUUGCCUAUUUAGCAGAGUUCUCGUUGUCAACAUGACAUGUUUUACGCGAUGAAGUGUGCCAUUUCAUUCUCAGCGGUUUGUUUUUGUAUAAUUUGUCAUACGAUGCUCACGACGACACCGUUCUUUUCCCCAGUAUGAAUGCGAAGCGACAUAUGGAAAACGUAGAAAAGGCCUUUCAGGACAUGCAGUUUCACUUGGGCUUCUACAAAAAGAUGGGGAACGAGGCUUUCAAGAAGCAAAAUUUUCCCGGAUCCAUUGCCUGUUACGAGGCCGCGGUUGAUGAUGCUGGCGCCGGUUCAACUUCGUUUGCGCUUCUCCAGGGGUACUACAAAGCUUGUGGCCUCCUGCCUGACGCUGACCAAGACCAAGUGGAAAAAGCCGAGUCAGUUUUUCUGAAAGAGCUCGACCGUCGUGCCGGCGCAGAUAGAGAACUGCACGCCGACCUUUCGCGCAUCGAAAAUAAUCUGGCCAUGAGUUUCUGGAAGACGUCCCGGACUGCGGAGAGCGCGCUGCACGCAAAAAGGGCCUGCGCACUGGAUCCGACGUUCGCAAAAGCGUUUUACCGCCACGCCGAGGCAGCAUUCGCCUUAAAUGACAUGGAAACCGCGGAAGCGGCCAUCUUCGAAGCCACGCGAUUGGAGCCGAAGGAUAAAACCAUCAUCGAGCUGAAAAAAAAGAUUGUGUUGGCAAAUCCCAAUUGA
Messenger RNA from Amoebophrya sp. A120, 5475 nucleotides. NCBI's taxonomy places the organism in Eukaryota, Dinophyceae, Syndiniales, Amoebophryaceae. The record is from the annotation of a GenBank genome assembly.